Olea europaea var. sylvestris is the source of this 1195-nucleotide messenger RNA. RefSeq lists its product as uncharacterized. The coding region runs from base 144 to 1040 and encodes 298 amino acids. NCBI's taxonomy places the organism in Eukaryota, Viridiplantae, Streptophyta, Magnoliopsida, Lamiales, Oleaceae. The transcript is spliced from 5 exons. The record is from RefSeq and is a predicted model, not a curated record.
CCAAACGACAGCCCAAAAUUAUGGACAAAACGCACAACAUAAAUACCUAAACAAUCUGAUCCGAUUGGUUUGUUUAGCGAAAACUCCGAUCACCGGGUAAAAUUCCGGUGCCGGAGAUUUACCCGGUGAAAUUAUAGUAACCCAUGGAUUCCCCAGAGAUUCGUGAGGAAGAGCUGGAGAAAAUGAAUAAAAAUAGUCUCGGUUACAGAGUUUUCCGUUCCUGUUUUGCCCUUGCCUUUUCUCUUUUAACCUUAUUUUUGUUGUUCUUUUGCUUGCUUUAUUUGGCUGUAUUGAUCGGGAAUUUGUCUAUUUGGAAUCCCGUUUCUGUGGCUUCCCGGUGCAAAAUUGUAUCCAGCAGUGUCGAUCUUAGGUCAACUAAGGUCUGUGAAUUGGGAUUGUUAAAUUAUAAAGCAAAGCAUGUGUUCCAUCCACGUGAGAGAAAGAAAUAUCGAUGUCAUUAUGAUUACUACUGGGCUUCUAUAUUUGAGCAGGUUGAAUAUAGUGAUCAUUUAGGUCAGGCAAGACUUGCAUUGGCUGAAGCUCCAAAGGAAGCACUCCCCUCUUACUGUAGACCCAAUUUCAGUGAUGCUUGGUUAACCAAAAAUAAAUUCAAGGUGAAUGAAACCUAUGGAUGCUGGUAUACGUUGGGCAUUCCUAAGGUGCACAUAGACCAGGAUGGUUUAUUUAACUGUCAUGCAAAAGAUCCAUCAACUGUUGAAAUGCUUAGAAGAUAUUCUAUUCUAUUCACAAGGAUAUUGAAGACAUGGCUUGCUGGUGAGGGAUCCAUCAGGAUAUGGAGAUGGGACAUAAUAGCCGGACUUCUUACUGGUUUUUCGACUUCCUUGAUAUCCAUCACCUUAGUUGGGCUUAUACGGCCGUUGAAAUCUUUUAUAAGUCGAAUCCACACUGUAAGAACGCUUCCUCUCCGUUCUAAUACUGUCCUAUUAAAGCGAGCUUUUUUGUUAGUAGUAUACAUCUCGUUUAUGAGUUGGGUCACCAUACAAUACUUGAAACGACUUGGCCUUCCCUUGAUGAUAUAGUUCACCAUGUUAGGCAGCACACGUUUUUCUAACCGUGCUCUGUGUUGUACCAAUAUGAGUAGGCAACUUGUAUAACUAUUAAGUGAUGAUAUAUUUACUGAAAUUGUAUAAAUUUUGGUACAAUUGCAUGUACUAGAAGUGGAUCUCUUUUUAUC